CCUCUCCUCUUUUCCUACGCUUUCUCUUCAUUGCUGGUUGCUUACACCAACCAGCUCACACCCAAAGAGCUCCUCUGUCCCUCUCACACCGAUCGUGUUUUAAACCAGAGCUUUCCCCAGAAAAAAAAAAAAAGAGAGAGACAUUACUCCAAAGGAAGUUAUUGCUCAAGUCUGAAGGCAACUUGUAAGCCUCAAACCAAGGAGAGGUGUUACAGAGAGGAAGAAGGACACAACAGGUAACAAGUGAUUUAGCAGGACCAUUGAAGCGUCUCCAUCGCAGUUUAGUGGAGUUCCUGCACAUUUACUACAGAUCUGAAGAUUCCAGCGGCAGCUAUGACUCAGAGCAACGGGGAGAACCCACAGAGGACCCGCGGUGGUCUCCACCAGAUCCGGGCUGGGAUCCAGUCCCGAUCACUGCUGGCUAAGAAGAGAGUGGAGAACAUCACAAAGGAUGAUGUGAAGGGAUUCUUCAUCAGAAAUGCCUUUGUGAUCUUAACCGUCGCAGCUGUCAUUAUUGGUAUAAUCCUGGGAUUUGCUCUGCGGCCUUAUAAAAUGUCGUACCGUGAAGUGAAGUUCUUCUCUUUCCCUGGAGAGCUGCUGAUGAGAAUGCUUCAGAUGCUGGUGCUGCCCCUGCUGGUUUCCAGUCUCAUCACUGGUAUGGCUGCUCUGGACAGCCGUGCCUCUGGUAAAAUGGGAAUGAGGGCAGUGGUCUACUACACCACCACCACCGUCAUUGCUGUGUUCAUCGGUAUCGUCGUGGUGCUCAUUAUUCACCCUGGAAAAGGCUCAAAGGAUGAGUUCACCAAGCAGCAGCAGAUAGAGCAGGUCAGCCCUGCUGAUGCCUUCCUGGACCUUAUCAGAAACAUGUUCCCUCCUAACCUUGUGGAAGCUUGCACCAAACAGUUCAAGACACAGUAUGCCAAGAGAGUUGUCCAUGUGAAGAUGACAGUGAAUGACACAAUAUUCACACUAAAUGGCAGCCAGGAUAUAGCCCGGGAGGAGAUGAUCCCAGUACCAGGGGCGGUUAAUGGAAUCAAUGCUCUCGGCCUGGUGGUGUUCUCCAUGUGCUUCGGUCUGAUCAUUGGGAGCAUGAGGGAACAGGGACAGCCCCUCAAGGACUUCUUCGACUGUCUCAAUGAAGCCAUCAUGAGGCUGGUUGCUAUAAUCAUGUGGUACGCCCCUAUCGGUAUCUUGUUCCUGAUUGCCGGUAAAAUCGUGGAGAUGGACGACAUUUCAGCCAUGGGUGGCCAGCUGGGAAUGUACACAGUGACAGUCAUUUGUGGGUUGCUAAUCCACGCCAUCUUCGUCCUGCCAACUCUCUACUUCGUCGUCACCCGGAAGAACCCUUUCAUUUUCAUCGCGGGGCUGUUGCAGGCACUCAUCACUGCCCUGGGAACAUCCUCCAGUUCUGCCACUUUGCCCAUCACUUUUAAAUGCCUUGAGGAAAACAACAAAGUGGACAAGCGUGUAACCCGUUUCGUGCUCCCUGUCGGCGCCACAAUAAACAUGGAUGGCACAGCUCUAUAUGAAGCCCUGGCAGCCAUCUUCAUCGCUCAGGUCAAUGAUUAUGACCUCAACUUCGGACAGAUUCUCACCAUCAGUAUCACAGCCACAGCGGCCAGUAUUGGAGCAGCCGGAAUCCCGCAGGCAGGACUGGUUACCAUGGUGAUAGUGCUAACCUCUGUAGGCCUGCCCACUGAUGACAUCACACUCAUCAUUGCCGUUGAUUGGUUUCUGGACCGAUUGCGCACCACCACCAAUGUCCUUGGAGACUCUAUUGGUGCAGGUAUAGUGGAACACCUGUCUCGCCACGAGUUGCAGAACAAGGACCCCGAGGUGGGCAACUCAGUGGUGGAGGAGGCAGACAAGAAGCCGUACCAGCUCAUCUGCCAGGAGAAUGAGUAUGAGAACGAGAGGCCUGCUGACAGCGAGACCAAGAUGUAGGGGCGAGCUUUUUGUCCGAGGUUGCAUACUCUUAGAAAAACCAUUGAACUGCAUUGAACCACACUCUCAACUAAUCUCUUUUUAAAUUGCAAACCUUCCUCUCACAUAUGUGGGAGAUCUGUUUUGGGCUUUUCUGACACACUGUAGACUUGAAAUGGUUCACUGUUGCAUUGUUUUUUCUAAGGGUUUGAACUGUGAUGCUUCCUAUGAGUACUAUAUGUAUCAGCCAUAGGGUGGCAGCUGUUUACUUUUAAACAUGAACCACUCUAGAGCCUGGUGGUCCAUGGCCUGCAUGCCAUAUCCAACUUCUCUCAGAACUGUGAUGACUAAUCUCACCCACUAGAGGCCAGUAUGGCUGUGAGUCUUAGCACCACAACAGAUUACAACCCAUACCUGCACAGACUUUGUCUGGCUUUAUAGUUGUUUUUUAUUUUUAUUUUGUUUGAGUGGUGUGAAAAAAGCAAAUGAAAUGGCAAUGGAAAUCUUUCUGAAGACUGAUGUGAAAAGUGUUGGAUAUCAUGCACAUACACUGGGAUGACCAGGUCAGCAUCUCUGGGGGAAAAGGGCUGUUUAUUUACAAACUUCUGUACAGACAAUAGUGGCUUUAUUUUCUAUAAUUUGCUGUAUAGAGCUCAGCAGGAUGAAUGAUGUAACUUUACUUGAGGCACACAUACUUUUGCCCCUUAAAUGUCCAAACCAGUAAGUGUUUUUUUUGUAGGCAAACAAGGUUGUCAAUGUCUUGGCAGCUAUAUCCAGCCUUAUUUUUUGUAAUACAUGUUCCUUAAAUCAAUCACUACAAUCAUUAGGACUGACAAACCAAAAUCACUAAGCAGUGCUUUACCUGUUAAUUUCCUCACCUGAGAAUUUGAACUUUCAUCAUAUCAGAAUUUUAAGCCAUUACCAUUUAUUUCAACCAAAAAAAGCACCAAAAAUAUUAUCUAAAUUUCUGUAUUAAAUUAUACCCACCCGUGCACAAACAAAUGCACAAACACUAAUCUACAAAUGCAGUGCAAUUUCAAUAGGAAGAUAGUAACAAUUGCAUGAUAUGUUGAUCAAUUCUAACGGUGACAGCGAGUGAUUUCCUUACCUAGGCCCUCUAACAUGGGAAUGAAACAAAAAAUUAUUUGGUUGAAACAUUCAUGUCAGUAUGAAAUAUUUGUUUUAUAUUAAACCUCAGUUUCCCGUAGAUAGUAAACUCUAACACUUAUUUCAUUUGAUUUAAUAUGGAUGCAUGUUGUAAAGUAAUGGAUUUCACGUCCAAUUCCCAUCUUUUAUUUUAGCUAGCUUGAAUUUGAAAGUGUUGUUUUGUAUUUGCAUAAUUCAGUAUAUAUAACAAAUGUAACAUUUAUAUAAAAGUUGCUUUGUAUAGGAGGUUCUUCUGAAUAUAUUGUACUUGUAUAGAGAAAUGUAGAUAAAAGUGUACAUUAAUUGUAGAUUUAAAUUGUAAAAGGUUAUUUGAGGGUUGCAUAUGUAAAGAUGCUGUAACCAUACUCUUAUCAAACCUAAUGACCAAACUAACUAUCCCUGUAGUUCCUUUCACAAAUGCAAAAAUGGAUGAUUUAAAGGAAAAUGUUUUCUUCUACACAAUUGAGGAAAUGGAAUAGUUCCUUUGUUUACAGUUGCUUUUGUCUCUCUGGAUAUGACUGUUUCUCUCAUAAAUUCACAUUGGAGUGCACAUACACAGAACAAACGCAACACAUACACAAUGAACUGAAUAAUAGUUGUAGUUUUAUCUUGCACGGAUUUUUUGGAAUAAAAAAGUGAAAUUA
Molecule: messenger RNA, 3713 nt
Organism: Seriola aureovittata
Lineage: Eukaryota; Metazoa; Chordata; Actinopteri; Carangiformes; Carangidae
Gene: slc1a3a
Product: solute carrier family 1 member 3a
Exons: 10
Coding region: 334-1944 (536 amino acids)
Biological process (GO): L-glutamate import across plasma membrane; L-aspartate import across plasma membrane; D-aspartate import across plasma membrane
Cellular component (GO): plasma membrane
Molecular function (GO): glutamate:sodium symporter activity; neutral L-amino acid transmembrane transporter activity; L-glutamate transmembrane transporter activity
Source: RefSeq, a predicted model, not a curated record